This is a messenger RNA of Caenorhabditis angaria, 947 nucleotides long. The record is from the annotation of a GenBank genome assembly. NCBI's taxonomy places the organism in Eukaryota, Metazoa, Nematoda, Chromadorea, Rhabditida, Rhabditidae.
AUGCCUACUGUCUAUGAAGCAUAUCAAAUCGAACAUGGGAAAACACAAGAUUAUCACGAGAAAAAAUAUAAUAUCAGAUUUCUCAAUUAUGGUCAUGGGUUAGUUAAUUUUUCUGGUUGUAACUAAUUUAUCAAUUUAAGAGUGAAUAUUGAAAAAAACGGAGUUGGGGUUGAAGUGGAUCCAAAUAUUCCAGCAUGUUUCGCAUUUUCUUAUGAAGAAUGUUCAGUUGAAUCAGUUAUUGAAUUGAAAACACUUGGAAUUGAUGUAAGUUUAUUUUUUUGUUCUAAUCACUGAUAAAUGCUUUAAAAAAUCAAUUUUCUAAUCUACCACUUUAUUUUCCAGGAUAGUAUGAUGAAUCAUAAUCCGCCAAAAAUUGAAAUAACUCAAAUAGUUAAUCAUCGGAUCGAUUGUUCAAGUUCAGUGAGAUUGGUAGCACAAUUAUCUGAUAAUCCAAGAUUUUAUGAAACAAGUAAAAUAACAGAAUUUUCUGACACAAAUGGAAUGGCUCAAAAAUCAUGGACAAAAGGACAACGUAAUUAAUAUUUUGUAGUGAUUAAUUAAUCAAUUCAGUAAUUUUCAGGUCCUUGUGCGUGGGAGAAAUUAACUAUCACACUUCAUAAUUAUUAUGCUCCUGGAACGCGUUGGUUGAAGGUGUUUGUUGCUGGAAAAGGCAAUGAAGAAAGAAAAGAUGGGCAUUUUGGACCAAAAAUUGGAAAACUUCUAGUUAAAGUUAGUUUUAUGUUGAAAAUUUUGAAUUCUUAAAGGCGGAAUCUGAAAGAAAAAAUGAGUUUGAAUCAAUUCUGAAAUCUAUUCACCUCCGACUUCAAUAUUUUAUCUAUUAUUUUCAGGUGACAAAAGAAGGCGAAACUGAACCUAUAAUUGGACAAUCAAUGCCACGAAUCCCUGAAUCAAAUAGUGAUAUUAUUGAUAACAAUAGUAAUAAUUAA